AUGCGUGACGCUAUCAUCCAAGAUGCCGAGAAGUUCUUCGUAUUGCUUGGCCGUUUCGAGAGGGUGUACGUGGAUGCACUGGAUGCGACAGUACGGGAGAUUAUCAAGAUUGAGGGUGAAUUAACUCGGGAAAUUUGGCGGGAAGGGAAGCAAGCGUCUAAGAUAUUGCAUUCGCUGGAGGGCAAAGCGCUCCAGCAGUGGCGAUGGACGGCCAACGAGGUCAUCACCGACUUCAGCAAAUGGGCAAAUACGCUCGAGAUAGAGCUAGUCGAUGUGGAAAACUUGGUCAAGCUCCAAAUCAGGCAGCUCGAUGGAGUGUUGCGCAUUUGGACCUGGAAUAAAGCUAAUAAGGCACUUGAGUCCUUUAGAGCCUUCGUUGGAACGCCAACAGUGGGAGAUCUCCUUGCAGGUGCAGAGGAGGUGACAAGAGUGUUUCGGGAUGCGACGGGCAUACUGUCGCAGAUUAGAUGGCAGAAAGGAGUGAACCAGACCUACACUCAGUGGCGGACUUCAACAAUCGAAGCAUUGGCAAACGCAGAAGACUGUAUUAUUCACUCGGUUCGUGAUCCAAGUGGGCAGUUGAGGCAAUGGCGCUAUGGUGAGGACCGCGCGUUGGAGAAUUUUGGGCACUGGCUGACCUCAGAUGUGACCGGUGUGUCUUCUGGCGCUGUACUUCUUCAGGUUGGUCCAUUACCCACCUCAAUUUAG
This is a messenger RNA of Penicillium macrosclerotiorum, 708 nucleotides long. RefSeq lists its product as uncharacterized. The transcript has a single exon. The coding region runs from base 1 to 708 and encodes 235 amino acids. NCBI's taxonomy places the organism in Eukaryota, Fungi, Ascomycota, Eurotiomycetes, Eurotiales, Aspergillaceae. The record is from RefSeq and is a predicted model, not a curated record.